AUGUCUUGGGAUGGAUUUAAGAAAGCUAUUAAUAGAGCUGGAAAUUCUGUCUUAGUUAAAAACGUCGAUAAAACCAUUGAUAAAGAUUUUGAUGUUGAAGAAAGAAGAUACAAUACAUUAAAAACUGCAGGUCUCAAUUUACAAAAAGCCAGUAAAGGAUAUUUAGAUUCAUUGAGAGCAGUCACAGCAGCCCAAGUAACCAUUGCUGAAAUUGUCAACAAUUUAUAUGAAGAAAAUAAACAAGGAGGAGGUUCACAAUAUGGAGGUGUUGGAAAUUAUUAUUUACAAGCAGUUAGAGAAUUCGAUGAAGAAACUGUUAAACAAAUCGAUGGACCAUUCAGAGAAACCGUUUUAGAUCCAAUUGCCAAAUUCGCUACCUAUUUCCAAGAAAUCGAUGAAGCCAUAAAGAAAAGGUCCCAUAAAAAGACCGAUUAUGAUCAAUGUAAAGCUAAAGUAAGAAGAUUAAUUGAUAAACCAUCAAAAGAUGCCGGGAAGUUACCUAAAGCUGAAAGGGAAUUACAAUUGGCUAAAGAAAUCUAUGAUGAUUUAAAUGAACAAUUGAAAUAUGAAUUACCUCAAUUAAUUAGUUUAAGAGUUCCAUUCUAUGAUCCAUCAUUUGAAAGUUUGGUAAAGAUUCAAUUAAAAUUCUGUACUGAAGGAUAUUCAAGAAUUGCUCAAGUACAACAAUAUUUAGAUCAAACAUCAAGAGAUGAUUAUUCUAACGGAUUGUUGGAUGGAAAAAUUGAUGAAUUAUUGAAUCAAAUGAAUUCUUUAAAUAUAGCUGCUUUAGGAGCUAAAUAA
Messenger RNA from Yamadazyma jaroonii, 801 nucleotides. The record is from the annotation of a GenBank genome assembly. NCBI's taxonomy places the organism in Eukaryota, Fungi, Ascomycota, Pichiomycetes, Serinales, Debaryomycetaceae.